Molecule: messenger RNA, 644 nt
Organism: Aplysia californica (California sea hare)
Lineage: Eukaryota; Metazoa; Mollusca; Gastropoda; Aplysiida; Aplysiidae
Product: low-density lipoprotein receptor-related protein 6-like
Exons: 3
Coding region: 222-644 (140 amino acids)
Source: RefSeq, a predicted model, not a curated record
GUUUUUGUUACCGUAAACGUCUCGUCCUAAUUGCUUUGUUUUUGUCUUUAAAAAAAUUAAUGUUAUUAUUGAAGAUCGCAAACGUCUCUUCCUAAAUGCGUUUUCAACUUAAACACAUCAAUGUAAUUAUUGGUGACCGUACACGUCUGUUCCUAAAUGCUUUUCCCCCUUAAAAACAUUAAUGUAAUUAUUGGUGACCGUACACGUCUGUUCCAGCGUCCAUGAAGUUCGUGCUUCCCUCCCACGUGUACGCCAUCAAUCACUACAUCUGCCAGUACCCCGCCAACCUGGCCGACAUGAGUCUGGAUCACGUCACUCUGGACUCCCAGUGCUUCCUGAAGGACAACCAAGGUUAUUUGACCUUGACCUUUGACGCCAGAGAAAACAUGCUAUACUAUUUUGGGAACCACACAAAGACCAUCAGUCGGAUACCCAUGGAGCUGGGCGGCAAAGGGAUGGUUUUGACCGGUGGGACGAGCGUGGUCAACGGCAUGGCCCUAGAUUGGGUGGCUGGCAACCUGUACUGGACGGAGACGGACAAAGGGAUCAUUAAAGUCUCCACCAAAACAGGGGCUUUCCAGCGCGUGCUGAUAAAGGAUCUGAUCAAUCCUUUUGGCAUUGUCGUGCACCCUGGGCGUGGGUGA